CACAACUAACGUCUCGCAGUGAUGACGUCACAACACGCGCGUUCUUGCGCUCAUUCCAGCACGUCUUCUGAGGAAUUCACCAAUGCUGGAUUGUUUUCAUCAUUUUACAAGUGAAGAUUAGAGAACAAUGAGAACAUGAGUGAUCCAGAACCCUGCAGAAUAAAUCACAAAGAUACUGCAAAGCAAGGAGACCUAAUGGAAGACAGUGAGGAGAGUGAAGAACUGAGUGAGGCAGAGGAGAAACAUCAUGUCAAAACUAGUGAGAAAUCUUUGAGUUGCUCACAGACUAAAAGUAAUUUAUUGAAAGGAAGAGCCAAAAAGUCUUUCACCUGCCAUCAGUGUGGGAAGAGUUACACAGUAAAAGGAACCCUGGCAAUACACAUGAGAAUCCACACUGGAGAAAAUCUGCACACAUGUGAUCAAUGCGGAAAGAGUUUUCCGAUAAAAUCAUACCUUAAGGAUCACAUGAGAAUCCACACUGGAGAGAAGCCGUAUUCAUGUGAUCAGUGCGGAAAGAGUUUUACAAUGAAAGGAACCCUUAAGGAUCACAUGAGAGUUCACACUGGAGAGAAGCUGUACGCAUGUGAUCAGUGUGGGAAGAGUUUUGCAUACAGACACAGUCUUAAAAGUCACACGAGAGCUCAUAGUGGAGAGAAGCCGUACACAUGUGAUCAAUGUGGGAAUAGUUUCACAAGUAAAAGAUCUCUUAAUGAACACAUGACAAUCCACACUGGAGUGAAACCACACACAUGUGAUCAAUGUGGGACGAGUUUCAGACAAAAAGCAGCCCUUAGGGAACACAUGACCAUCCACACUGGAGUGAAGCCGUUCGCAUGUGAUCAGUGUGGAAAGAGUUUCAGAAAGUCAUGCACUCUUAAAAUACACCUGCGUCGUCAUUCUGGAGAAAGACCAUUUACCUGUGAUCAGUGCGGUAAAACUUUUUUUAGGUCAGAUGCACUGAAGGACCACCUAAAAGUUCAUACAAAGGAGAAGCCUUACUUGUGUUCUUUGUGUGGAAGGAGUUUUAGUCAGUCGGGUACUUUAAAAUUACAUCAGAAAAGACACAACAGUGUGAAGGAGCAUAUGUGUUUUGAUUGUGGGAAGACUUUUGUUAGAGAUGCUGAACUGAAACUGCACCAGAGCACUCACACUGGAGAAAAACCUUUCAAGUGUUCUCACUGUGACAAGAGAUUCAGAUGGUCAGAUUAUCUGAAAAAACAUGAGAGGAUCCACACUGGAGAAAAACCUUUCAAGUGUUCACACUGUGACAAGAGAUUCAAAUGGUCAGAAUAUCUGAAAAAACAUGAGAGGAUCCACACUGGAGAGAAACCGUAUCACUGCAGUCAGUGUGGGAAGAGUUUCACUCUGUCAUCUUCUUUACUCAGUCAUACAAAAAACAAAUGUCUGAAAUCAUGAACUCAUAUCUGAAUUAUUCUUUGGAUCCAGCACAUUUAAUCGUGACCGUGUCCUCAUCAAACAUGACCCAAUAAAACAAGCAAUAAAGUCGAUCUCUUCUAUAUAAAUCUGCUCUAACCAGCAACAAGCAGCGACAGAACAACAAAACAUCAUCUGGGGGUUGUUUCAUAAAAGACGCUAAGAAAAGCGGGGAUUAAAGUCCAAAACCUGACUUGAAACAACCUAUCAAAUCAAUCGGGACUAAAGCGGUUUCAUAAAUGACCAUUAAGGUUCACACAAUCUCACUAAUUUGAUCCACGUUCAAUAAUUUGAUGUUCACGCUUAUUCUUAAGCAGCCCUUUAAUGUCCAUCAUUGAUCAAUCGAUCCACCAUGGCAAACAGCGAAUAUAUUUGUGCUGUUUAAUGCAUUUGAGACAUGUUUUCCACAGUGCAUAAUGGACAUGUCACAGUUAUAUUCUUCAUCUGUAAAUGUUAGAAAGUCAUGCAAAUAUAUCCAUUUUGCUGUCAGGAGUGGGCGAGGCUUGCACGAGUGAACGAGCGCCGCUGCACGCAUGUGCACUAAAUAGACAGACUGCAAUCGAAUAAUAGCGCAAUAAUUUUGAGUAAAAUAUAUAUUUUGUUAAAAUAUUUGUUGUUGGACAUUUAAUGUGACAAAUGUAGAAUUUUAGUCUUACAUAUAAGUGUAUUUUUAUGAUAGCAGUAACCAGGGGUGUGGACUCAAGUCACAUGACUCGAGGCUUGACUCGGACUCGAGUCCCAAAUUUGAUGACUUGCGACUCGACUUGACAUAAUUAAAGAAGACUUGAGACUCGACUUAGACUUUCACAGCAAUGACUCAAAAUUUGACUUGGACUUGAGCCCUGUGACUCGGAAAGACUUUAUGAUUUUACAUAUUUUAAUUGC
Sinocyclocheilus anshuiensis is the source of this 2319-nucleotide messenger RNA. RefSeq names its product gastrula zinc finger protein XlCGF57.1-like. The coding region runs from base 136 to 1416 and encodes 426 amino acids. NCBI's taxonomy places the organism in Eukaryota, Metazoa, Chordata, Actinopteri, Cypriniformes, Cyprinidae. The transcript has 3 exons. The record is from RefSeq and is a predicted model, not a curated record.